Messenger RNA from Athene cunicularia (burrowing owl), 1549 nucleotides. It is a transcript of the gene CRELD2, whose product is annotated as cysteine rich with EGF like domains 2. NCBI's taxonomy places the organism in Eukaryota, Metazoa, Chordata, Aves, Strigiformes, Strigidae. Bases 1 to 1026 code for a protein of 341 amino acids. The transcript is spliced from 10 exons. Gene Ontology annotation, molecular function: calcium ion binding. The record is from RefSeq and is a predicted model, not a curated record.
AUGAUUGGCUGUGCUGGCUCCAUGAGGAGUGCUGAUGGAAAACGUCACCCCCUAGAAUUCUGUGUCUGUUACCACUUGCAUUGUGGCACAGGAUUAGCAGAUACAGCUAAAAAGAACUUUGGUGGUGGAAACACUGCUUGGGAAGAGAAGACGCUGUCAAAGUAUGAGUCCAGUGAGAUUCGUCUUGUAGAGAUCAUAGAGAAUCUGUGCGACAGUAGUAACUUUGAAUGUAACAACAUGGUAGAAGAGCAUGAAGAACAUAUAGAGAAAUGGUGGUUCAAACUAAAGAAGAAGUAUCCUGAUUUGUUUCAAUGGUUUUGCAUAGAAACAAUAGAAGUUUGCUGCCCUGCUGGAACUUACGGACCCGAUUGCCUUGCUUGUCAUGGUGGAUCAGAAAGACCUUGCCAUGGAAAUGGCCACUGUGAUGGUGACGGUACCCGAGGUGGAGAUGGCUCAUGUAGCUGUAACAAGGAGUAUACAGGAGAUUUUUGUUUGGACUGUUCUAAUGGUUACUUCAGUACCUUGAGAAAUGAGACACAUUCCGUUUGUACAGCCUGCCACACUGCCUGUAAAACGUGUACUGGUUCAAGUAACAAGGAUUGCCAAGACUGUAAAGAAGGCUGGAUUAAAAAUGAAGAAUCAGUUUGUGUGGAUUUAGAUGAGUGUGCUGCUUCUCCUUGCAAAGAUCACCAGUACUGUUUGAACACAGAUGGAUCUUUCUCAUGCAAAGCAUGUGAUGCUAGCUGCAUAGGUUGCACAGGGGAAGGUUCUGACAAGUGUAAGACCUGCGCAUCUGGAUACAUGAAGGAAGAUGAAAAGUGUACAGAUGUAGAUGAAUGUAACCUUCCUGAAAAGGUCUGCGUGAAAGAGAAUCAGGACUGUGUUAAUACUUCAGGAAGUUACAAGUGUGUAUGUUCAGACGGGUUUGAAGAAAAUGAUGGAACAUGUGUUCAAACGCUAAAAACAGGAGAGGAAAUAGAGAGUGAAACAACUGAGCCUCCACCUACUGGACAUGAUGACCUAUGAUCUGCAUUCAGAAUCAAAAGACAUUCCUAUCUAAAGUUUUAAAUUAUUGGACUAUGCCUCUGCUAGCUGACAUACUGUGGAAUUAAAUAUGCAUUAAAUAUGCAGGUUACCAUUAAGAUUUUUUUUUUAAUGGUGAUAAGCUGCUCUUUAAGCUGCAUUUCUUUAUUCUUAAAUGCCACUUUUUAUAUAAUUCCUCAAGACAACAGUAGAUGGGUUAGUAUAAAAUUUGAAUUAACAUAACAUUGUACCUAGCAAUUGUAAACAAUCUGCAGGUUUCUCAUUCUAGUGCCUACUGAAAACCAUCAUAAUUUGGAAGGACUUAGUUGCACUUCAUAAUUCAAGAAAAAUUUAGAUUGAAGUUUUGUGUUUCUUGACAUGAGAAAUAUUUCUGUAACUGAAAUACAACUUUUAGAAAUUGUCAAAGGGAAUCUCUUUGGGGGGGAAGCACUGUUCCCUUAAACAAAAUAGAAUGCCUAAUACUGCAUUCAAUAAAAGUUUAUUUUGUUGGAAUGUGCCUUAAAAA